Chlamydomonas reinhardtii is the source of this 7348-nucleotide messenger RNA. RefSeq lists its product as uncharacterized. Bases 70 to 4737 code for a protein of 1555 amino acids. The transcript has 25 exons. Gene Ontology annotation, biological process: protein phosphorylation. NCBI's taxonomy places the organism in Eukaryota, Viridiplantae, Chlorophyta, Chlorophyceae, Chlamydomonadales, Chlamydomonadaceae. Gene Ontology annotation, molecular function: protein kinase activity; ATP binding. The record is from RefSeq and is a predicted model, not a curated record.
CGAGCUCAAGUCGAAUUAUUAAAGCGAGGCGAACUCUAGCCGCUUGCUCGCCUGCAUUUUCAGCACGGAAUGGGCAUCUUUGACUGCUUCAAGCCGCAUGUUAAGCAGGAGGAGCUUCCAAGGGAGGAGCAGGAGGCACUCAAACCGCCCGAAAACCGCCCGAAAACCCUUGCACCAGCCAGCGUGCCGGCCGGGCCAGCACCUUGCAGUGCUCUCGCUGCAGAGGCACUCGAUGGCCUCCAGGCUGCGCUUCUGUCAGCCCCGGUACACUCGUGGCUAAGUCGAAUUUCGGGGCUGCUGCGCGCUUUCGAGGACCGGGGCAUGUGUGCUCGGCUCUAUGGCCUCGUGGAGACGGCGUCUGGCCUCACGGGCGUGGACUGGGACCUGGUGCUCAUAGCGGUGGGCGCGCACGCCGCUGCCGCCUCAGCGGCGGCGCUGGCAGUGGUUGCGGGCGCUCCCGGGCUCGGCGGGGGUCCCGGCCGCAGCUCGGGCUCCACCAUUGCCAGCGCGACGGCGGUUGAGGAGGGCGUGCGCAUGGAGUUACUGAGCCAGGCUCACAACGUGCGGGCGCCGGCGACACGCGUCGUCUACCCGCGCGACACCUCCGCGCCGUCGCCGCUGGCGCCUGCCGGCUGCGUGACCUCGCCCUCGAGCUUCCGUUGCAUCCACAUGGCCGCGGUGCCGCUGAUGCAGGGCGACCGCAUGGUCGGCGCCCUGCUGCUGGAGGAGCGGCACACAGCGCCGGCCACGGCACCUGUGACGUCCGAAACCCACACCUCCGUUAGCAUCCUCAGCACCGGCCUGGGCCCCUCCAACACGCACGUGCCCGUGUCGGGCCCGCGCGCGCUGGCGGCGACGCUGGGCAACUCGACCUUGUCGGUGUUCGUGGCGGCGUCGGGAGCAACGGCAGCCGGCGCGGCCACGUCGGGUCACAUGGCUCCGUCGCCGGCCGCGGCGCUGCUGCGGGACACAGACAUGUUGCGGUCGCUGUCCUUCACCGCGUCCAUGUGCCUGAUGGGCUCGGGCUCGGACAAACUGCUGUGGCUGGCGCAGUCGGUGAUCCGGCUGCGCAGCGCCGGCAGCCUGCAGGCGCUGGUGUGUGAGCUCGUGGAGGCGGUAGUGGAGCACGUUAAGCGCCGCUUCAUACUGGAUGCAUACGUGGGCGUGGCGAUGGUCCCGCCCGCGCAUCCGCAGCCCAGCGGCACUUCCGCGCCUACCAGCGACGGCAGCGCGCCGGCGACUGCGCCGUCGCCACUGCCGCAGACGGAGGCGAAAGCGCUGCUGGGCCUGCUGCUGCGGCUGCAGCCGAGCGCCGGCAGCGGUGUGGUGUGCGAUGUCACCGGCAGCUGUUUGGACGAUGCGGUUUACGGAGCCGGCGAAACCAUGGGCGGCGUUACCGGCACCCGGUCGGCGUCCCGACGGGGCCGCCGGAGCCUGCUGACGCCGCAAAUGGGGCGAGUCAGCGCGCCCACCAUCCCAACAUCGGCGACCGCGGCGGCGGCGGCCGCGGCGGUAGGGGCAACGCCGGGUACUGCAGGCGCGGGGGCUUUAGCGGGUGUCGCGACGACUAUCAACAGCACCAGCCCCUUGAGGGCGGGGCCAACUGGAGAAGCAGACACAGCCCCCAGCCUUCGUUCCAUCUCGCGCUUCUUUUCGUCGCUUGCGAACGGCGCUGGGGCCGCCGCCGGCGCCCCCACCAAUGGCGGCAGCUCGCACACGCCGCGGCCGCUCUCGGGCGCACACUACACAGCUGGCUUGGGUAGCUUCGCCGGCCGCAACCUCUCCGCCGCGUCCGUGGUGAUUCCGCUGUCGGCGGCGGACGUGGCAACGGUGAACGCUGCCGCGGCCGGCGGCGGGACCGCCCCUGCGGCGCUGCACGCCAACGCGUUCCCGAUGCAGCACACGCUGCUGGCGACGGUGCUGGCGCUCCGGCAGCAAGAGGCGGCGGCGCUGCGGGAGCGGGAGCGGCUGCUGGGCAUUCGCUCCACGCCAAACGUCGGCGGCGGUGGAGCCGAUACCGCCGCACUGCCCGCUGCUGCUGCGGUUACGGCGACCACAUCCACCGCCGCGGGGCAGGCUGCGGCGGCAGCAGCUGCUGCCGCGGCGACGGCGGCGGUGGUUGAUGACACGCAGCUGUAUGUGCAGGGCGUGCACAACCCCAGCCGCGACAUAGUGCUGCUGUGCUCCGUGCUGGCACAGGCGCACGCUGCCGCCGGUGCGCACCACCCUGCCCCUAACACCGCCGCCGGGCCGCACGCAGCAGCUGCUGGCGGCCCCCCCGGCGGCAGCGCCGCGGCGCAGACGCGCGCAUCCACUGCCAGUGGCAUGCUGGCCGCUGCCAUCACGAGCCCGAUCGCGCGCCCGACGUCAAACGGCGCACACAGAGCCGCCUCCGGCGCGGCCGUAGCCGUCACGUCAGGCAACUUCGCCACGAACGCCACGGCGGCGCUGGGCUCAGCGGCGCCGGGGCCGCCUGCGCCGCCACAAUCGCUGGUGCUGCUCACACUGUCUCUAGAACGGACCGGAGCGAGCGAGCCCGGAGGCCGGGUCCCGCCGGUGCCGCCGCCUCUGGCAGGAGGGCCAGGCGGCAGCAGCGAUGCCGGCGCUGCGCUGGGCCUGUAUGUGUGCUUCGCGCAGCGGCUGCCGGCAGCGCUGCUGGAGGCGGUGCGGGAGAGCUGCCAGGAGCUGAUCGACCAGGCCCUGGCAUCGCCGUUUCGCGAGCAGCUGCGCGGCCCGCUGGCGCCCGAGUAUGAGCUGCUCAAACAGGCUCAAGUGGGGACGUACGCGGUACUGCGUGGCGCCGGACUGGGCGGCGGCGGCGCCCUGGAGGACCCGCACGUCCCAACUGGCGCCAGUGGGCCAGGUGGGGCCGUGCGCGCCGAUGCAGCGCUGCUUGAGUCGCUGCUGGGGCGCAGCCGGCGGCUGGUCGUCACUACUGGCGGCGACGCCGGCGGCAGCAUGGGCACGGCCCUCAGCCCCAGCAGCAUGCUGACGAGUAGCUACCUGACCACUGCGGACCUGGACGUCGUGCAUGCACAGCAGCAGGACAAAACCGCCGCUGAGGCCGCCUUGCGAGGCUCCUCAAGCAUGCGCCGCGCCUCCCUGCUGGGCAUGGACCCGCGGCAGGGCGGCGCCAGCCACAUGCCCGGCCGCACCGCCGGCAGCUCUGCCGCGGCCGCAGGCCAGCGCGCUCUCCGCAUUCCCUCGGGAACGGCUGGCCGCAGCCCUAGCAUGACGUUGGCGCGCAGCGUCACGCUGGGCCUGGCGGCGGGCGCCACGGCCGCCAGCACGUCAGCGAGCCGCAACAUUACACCAAACGCGGGCACGGCCGCGGGCGGCGAGGGGCGCGCGCUGGAGACCGGCGGCAGCAGCCUGGCGAGGACGGCGACGAUGCCGGCUGAGGACAUCCUGGACCUGCUGCUGGGCACCGGGGACCUACCCACCACGGGCACAGGUGAAGGCCUCACGCCGGGCGGCCCGGGCCGCAGCGCCUCCAUCAUCCACGUCACGGGCGUGGAGGCGGGCGGCGCCACGGCGCAGAAGCAGAUGGACCUGCUUGUGUCCAGCAUCCAUGCUACGAUUCAUGCAUCGGCCGUCAGGAACGGGGCGACAGGGGGCACAUUCACGAGCGACUUGGAGCAGCUGGAGCUGCAAGAGGUGCUGGGCCGCGGCGGCGGCGGUGUGGUGCUUAAGGGACUGCUGAACGGCACCCUGCAAGUGGCAGUCAAGCUCAUGGAAAUGCCGGACGUCGAGGGCGAGGUUGACGCGGCCGCAGCCGCUGCGGCCGCGCCGCCCGGCCCGGACGGCGGGCCGGCGCCCGCCGCCGCCCCAAACCCAGCCAAGCAGCUGCGCGCCCGGCGGGAGCUGCUGCGCAACGCAAUGGAGCUAGCGGUGCAGGGCAGUGCGAGCCACCCCAACAUCGUCCAGUUCUACUCCACAUUCAACAACGUGGCGCUACGGAGCCGUGCGGCGCCGGACGAGCAGGCGGGCGGCAUCACUGACCCGCGAUCGCUGUACCUGGAGCCCGCGCCGCCGGUGCCUGCUGAGAUGGGCGACAACGAGGCGCGUGUGACGUGCAUCCUGGCGGAGUAUUGCGACGCGGGGUCGCUCGGGGCGGCGCUGCAGAGCCGCGCCUUCCCGCGCCUGGCGCGGACGCCGGUGCGCGCAGCGGCCUACGGCGUGUAUUCCUCAUCGUUCAUGUACGACAUGAAGGGCGUGUACAUGGUGCUGCUGGACGUGGCGCUGGCGCUGAGGCACCUGCACUCCAUGAACCUGGUGCACCGAGAUGUUAAGCCCGCCAACCUUCUACUCAAGUCCAACCCCAGUGACUACCGCGGAUUCACCGUCAAGCUUGCGGACUUUGGGUUCGUGCUGCACCUCAACGAGAAGGGAGAGGACGGCGGUCGCUUCGCCAACGUCGACCAGGCUUGCGGCACGGUUACGCACAUGGCGCCAGAGUGCAUGCCCGGAAAGGCCAAAAUUGACGCGUCCGCUGACAUCUACAGCUUUGGCAUUCUGUGCUGGGACCUCCUGGCCGGCGGCGCCCGGCCUUUUCCGCAAGUGCACCCGGACAAGAUCCCGCGGAUGGUGUACAAGGGCGCCCGGCCCACGUUCAGUGACAACGUCCCGUCCGCGUACAGGACCCUGGCGCAGCAGUGCUGGGGCGCCACCCCCUCGCGCCGCCCCAAGGCCAACGAGCUGGUCACCAUCAUCACACAGCAGCUGCAGGCGCUGUAGCCUGCAGGCCGCGCUUGGGAUCUAUCCAGCAAGUAUAUAUAUCUAGCGGUGGCGGUGGCAGUGAGGCAAGUAGGUUGCCGCCCUUCCUGUCGCUGCCUGCAGCACGCACCUGCUGCUACUAGCGACGUACGGAAGGCGUUCAGGGCCAGGGCAAGAGCCUUACGAUUAUUCAUGCGGUCGUCGUUCAUGUUCCCCAAAGCUGUGAGUGGCUUUACUCUCAGCAAAGCUUGUUAUGGCUGUGCGGCCCUUGACACUGCUGAGACUCCCAGGGCUGUGGCACAACUGUGCCGACGUGCGCACGCGGGGCGUACGAUGCAACUUUUCUCAUGUACGAUGCGUGUUGUUUCUUAUGUAGGGACAAGUCCACUGUUUGCAUGCGUUGCCCAAAAUACAGUAGGCAUACUUUAUUCCUGAAGGGGCAUAAGGCAAAGAUACUCAUGAGACCAAUCGGUCAUCAAGUGCCCGUGCAGGGCUCUGUGCCCGUGCAGGACUGCUGUCAUACGAUCACCUAAUUGAGCAUCGCAUACACAGCGCACACGUAGUACACGCAUAAUCCAACUAAUUUGAGGAGGCCGUAGCCUCCCUUGCGGCAGCAUGUGGAACGUGCAUGUGAUUUCGCAGGGCAAUCUUUGUGUGCUUCGCAUGAUUCGGGUUCAAGCACAUUCGGGGGCUCAUCAAGUGUGAUGGCAUUCAUAAGCUGCGGCGGUUGUCCUUUAUGUGUGGAUGUACCGUGCCGUGUGGGUGGCGAGCUUGCGGGUCGAGUUGAUGGGCACGCUACAGUGCUCUUGCUGCUGGGAUAAUGUGGCACAACAAUAGGCAGGCUGCCGGGGACAGCAGUAUUCGGGCACUGUCCUGGAUGCGCGUUCUGCAGCUCAAAUCCUGUUCUGCAAAUGCCGGCAUCCGUGCAGGCGUGGCCCGUGGCGGCCUUAGUCGGGCAGCACUGUUAUACGUUGGGAAUAAGCCACACAAGGUGAAUGGCGAUAACUAACUUUCACAGCAACACGACUUGGAUGGCCGGGUAUGGCUGGGCAAGCAUUAGGCCAUGCCCUGUGGUGCUCGUCGGGCCAGUCGUCGGGGCUCGUGCGCCAUCAGCCAGGGCGGGCCGACACGUGGUAUUGCUGGGGGCCACUUGUUUCAACCACAUUCUGAGGAUCUAUUCCUGGGGCUUAUGCGCGCUGUUGAGUGGCUGGGCGUCCGUCACGGCAGGUAACGCGUCAUGGUGGCACAGGUGGCACGUGGGCAUGGGUGAGAAGGUGUGUGUGUUGGUGUUGCUGAGGAACUAGUUGAGCACGGACGCUCGAGAGGGCUGAUUAUGUUUGCAGGCAAUUGUGCUGUCCUUAGUCCAUUGUGUGUGGUAGUAUAUGAUUGUCCCUGUGUCGACAGUUGCGGCAGGCACAGCGCAUGGCACUGUGAUGCGUAUGGGGCAUGGAUGGUUGGGGGCAGUGCGGCGUGUCGAGGCGUUGUUGAUUGGUCACAAUUUACAAAGUGAGUGAGGCGAACGUCUCACUUGCAUUCAUACAAUUUAGCCUGUGCUGUACCGGGCGUGUCACUCGCGUGCCGUUGCCGGUGAUUGCCACUGGUGCGUGACCAGGCAUACAUCAGCUGAGGGCGCCUUGAUGCGGCGGUGCUGUUGCGCGUCGCUGUCCAGCGGGAGUGCCUCCACAAGGGCUUUUCGUUUCCUUAAUCCAGCGGGAAUCCAGCGGGUCCUACUUGGAGGCUAUAAAUACUGGUAUAGGUGAUCACGGCUCUGAACCAGUUGUGUGGUACGUGGUGCGAGCCAGGGCGGUGGUGUUUGCAGUAGCGGGGGCUGGACACGACAUACCAUGAAGUACGGAGGUUCGGAUGACGGCGUUGGGGCCAAUCGCGGCGGAAGCAGUGGAAGGUGUGAAGCGGCACGGCAUUGAUACAGACGGUGGGGCUCUGGCGGUUGCGUAGCUUGGCUUGGACUCACUGUUUGAGGAGUCACACGGACUUCGGCAGGGGGCGGGUUUGAACGUGCAUGGGGGGGGCUGGGUUCGCGGGUGAAGUCAACAAUUUUACGGAGAACUAACUGGGUGCCGCAGGGUGCUACAGACUGGUACGGAGUGCUAAGGAAUGCAGCAACCCUGGGGCCUGGGAGCUGGUGGCACAAAGGUUCAGUGCCCGUAUCUUCCAUCUACACUGUAAAAACUUGCCCCAAAUCCACCGAAGGCGGAGAAUUGUUGGUGGGUUUGGGGCCGCGCAUCUACGCAGUGUGGAUGGUUUGGGCGCAAAUCUGGCGGCAUCGUAGACGGUUUGGGGGGUUUGCCCCCUAAGGACAUGUUUUCGGGGGUCGGUCGGCCUAGGCCAUGGCACUAUACGAGAAGGGUGCGUGGGGGGCUGGUGACUUGGCGUUCAUCGCGUGAGAUGUGCAAAGCUGCAAUAACAUCUGAAUGAGAGUGGGCAAGCAGACUUGGCAGGUACGUGGUACAGCUGUUUCGCAACAAAUGCCGGUUGAGCGGUUGGUCGGUCGGUCGGCCCCUCAAGGCGGGUCCCCUCAACGGGGUUCCCUGGGGAUUUCGGGACGUGGGGUCUGGCACAUUGUUUCCUACCUCCCCUGGCUGCGGUGCGGCUUGUGUAAGAUUCAGAGGCG